GUCGUCUCGCUGCCAUAUCCAUCACCAUGAAGUUCACCCCCCUCCUCCUUCCCCUCCUUGCCAUCCCCGCAUCCGCCUCCAUCGCCAACGACGCGCUGUCCUGGGCGAGUGAGCUCGUGUCCGGCGGAAAGGGCAGCCUUGCCACCGCUCACGGCGCUCAUGUCGCCGAGGUCGACGACCCUAUCAGGACUAUGGACUCGUGGAGCUAUGUGGACUGUGGAUUGGCCACUGACGCCAUCCAGCUCAAGUCUAUCAAGGUGUCUCCCGACCCCCCUGUUCCAGGAAAGAACCUCACCGUUAGCGUCGAAGCUGACGUCCUCGAGCGUAUUGAGGAUGGCGCCUAUGCCGACGUAACUGUCAAGCUUGGUUUGAUCAAGCUUCUUCAGAAGCAGUUUGACGUCUGUGAAGAAGCUGCCAACGCCAACGCGUCUGUCCAGUGCCCCGUUGAGCCUGGGCCUUACAGCGUACAACACACUGUGGAGUUGCCGGAGGAGAUUCCAAAGGCCAAGUUCUCGGUCCAGGUCAGGGGAUACACAGCCGAGGAUGAGGAUAUGGUCUGCUUGGAUCUGUUUGUGGACUUUAUGAAGCCCAAGAACUAGAGACUACCUAGAGUGACCCGGAGAGUGGUCAUUCCCUCUCACCGUAACCGCUGGACGUGUAGACAUAGUGGAAACCUCCAUCUAAAGAGCCUUGAAAGAACGUUUGGAAAUGGCAUUUUCUUCUUGUAAAGCAUGCAUAACUUGUAUAUGUUC
Cryptococcus amylolentus CBS 6039 is the source of this 752-nucleotide messenger RNA. Its product is annotated as phosphatidylglycerol/phosphatidylinositol transfer protein. Gene Ontology annotation, biological process: intracellular sterol transport. The record is from RefSeq and is a predicted model, not a curated record. The coding region runs from base 27 to 599 and encodes 190 amino acids. The transcript is spliced from 5 exons. Gene Ontology annotation, molecular function: sterol binding. NCBI's taxonomy places the organism in Eukaryota, Fungi, Basidiomycota, Tremellomycetes, Tremellales, Cryptococcaceae.